This is a messenger RNA of Aspergillus steynii IBT 23096, 1052 nucleotides long. RefSeq names its product histone chaperone napB. Lineage: Eukaryota; Fungi; Ascomycota; Eurotiomycetes; Eurotiales; Aspergillaceae. The record is from RefSeq and is a predicted model, not a curated record. Gene Ontology annotation, cellular component: chromatin; nucleus. Gene Ontology annotation, molecular function: histone binding; chromatin binding. The transcript is spliced from 2 exons. The coding region runs from base 96 to 1052 and encodes 318 amino acids. Gene Ontology annotation, biological process: nucleosome assembly.
ACCCCGUCUUUUUUUGGCCGACGUGUUUGCGACGUCAUAGUUUUUUACUUUUAUUUUUUUAUUUCGGCGAUUUUUUACUUUCCAUUUUCGUGACCAUGGCUGAAAACAUCGAGGAUCUUGUUCUCCCGGACAUUCCCAAGGAGCUCGCUCAGCAGUUUAAUCUGCUGGAGCAGAAGUUCGCUCGCGCCGAGGUUGACCAGAUCCGCAAUGGCGUCACUCGAUUCCGCCCCCUGCUCAAGGAGCGCGACGAGGCCAUCGCAAAGUCCGCCCUGAAGGAUAGCUUCUGGAUCCAAGUGUUCGCCAACUCGCCCCCCGAUAUCGACGAGUACGUCCUGGAGUCCGACGCCGCCGUGCUGGGCACCGCGCUGAAGAACGUGCUUGUGGAGCGCUUCGAGGUCGACGACAAGGGCCAGGGCGAGCCCCGCAGCUUCCGCCUGACCCUCGAGUUCCGCACCGCCGACAACGACCACUUCGAGAACGAGAAGCUGGUGAAGGAGUUCCACUGGCGCAAGCAGAUCACGCGCUCCCCCUCGGGCAAGAAGCGCACCUGGGAGGGCCUCGUCUCCGAGCCCGUGCGCAUCAACUGGAAGCCCGGCAAGGAUCUGACCAAGGGCCUGCUCGACGCCGCCUGCGACCUCGCCGACGCCGAGAAGAAGAGCAAGGGCGAUCGCAAGGACCUGCCCGAGUUCGCCAAGCUGCAGAGCAAGAUCGAGGAGGCCGCCGAGGCCAACAACGAGGAGGGCAAGGAUGCCGACGACGAUGACUUCUCCCUGGGCCAGCUGAGCCCCGCCGGAACGAGCUUCUUCUCGCUCUUCGGAUACCGCGGCCGCACCGUUUCCGCCGAGGAGUCCCAGGCUGCCACCAAGGAGGACGACGAGCGAUUCGAGAAGCUGCUCAAGGGAGAGCAGGUCGAUGAGGAGAACGACGACGAGGAGGAUGACGAGGAUGACGAGGACAUCGAUGAGGCCAUUGAGAUCUUCCCCGAUGGCGAUGAGCUCGCCAUCGCCCUGGCCGAGGAUCUUUACACUCACGCCUUCAAGUACUUCGGUUAG